GGCUGCGGAGGGCCGCUGGCGCUCCGGACUCUGCGGGUGCCAGGGCGGCGGCUGCAGGCUGAGGGCGACGUGGAGCGGCCACGUGGAGCGGCCCGGGGGAGGGCCGGGCGCGGGGAGCCGAGCCGCGGGCGGCGCGCAGCCUCGAGCGACGACGAAGCUGGACCCGAGUCGCCGCCGCAGUUCCAGUUACAGAAAGGAUGUUACCUUUGACAAUGAGAAUGUUCUUGCUGCUGCUGCUGCCUGUGGGUCAGGCUGCUCCCAAGGAUGGAGCCAUGAGGCUGGACCUUGAUGCGCAGCAUCAGCCUCUGUCCAACCCCUUCCAGCCAGGCCAGGAGCAGCUUCUACUUUUGCAGAGCUACCUAAAGGGACUAGAGAGGAUGGAAGAGGAGCCGGAGCACAUGAGCCGGGAGCAGGUUCUCCUCUACCUCUUUGCCCUCCACGACUAUGACCAGAGUGGACAGCUGGAUGGCCUGGAGCUGUUGUCCAUGUUGACAGCAGCUCUGGCCCCUGGAGCUGCUAACUCUCCCACCACCAACCCAGUGAUCCUGGUAGUGGACAAGGUACUCGAGACCCAGGACCUGGAUGGGGAUGGGCUCAUGACCCCGGCAGAGCUCAUCAACUUCCCAGGAGAGGCCCCGAGGCACGCAGAGCCCAAAGAGCCCCUGGAACCACAAGAUGUUGGGAGGCAGUCCCUGUUAGCUAAAAGCCUGUCGAGACAAGAAGGACAGGAAGCCCUGGGUCCCAGAGAAGAAGCUGGGGGACAGGAGGAGGCCAGAAGAGAGUCCUUGGAACCUCUACAGGAGGCUGGGGGACAGGCAGAGGCUGAAGGAGAAGCCCCAGGCCCUGGAGGGGAGGUUGGGGCACAGGCAGAGGCCAGGGACACUGGAGAGGGAGCAGAACAGCUUCCAGGGCAAAUACUGGAAUCUGAGAACACCCCAAGUGAGUUUGAGGUUCACGCUAUUCAACUGGAGAAUGAUGAGAUAUAAAUCUUGAGGAUACAGGUUUGCACCCCUAGAAGUCUCAGUGCCAGAACAAUAAGCCCCGAAAGGUCGGGUGUGUAUGUUGGGACAAGGACCUCUCUGUGUCCCUUCCUGGCCCCUGUAGGUGGCAGGUCUUGCUGUGCAGUUCAGGGAGACCCUAAGUUGAAGGGCAGCUUUAGGGCCCAGAUAACCAAUAAAGAACUGAAUGAACUCA
Molecule: messenger RNA, 1194 nt
Organism: Ceratotherium simum simum (southern white rhinoceros)
Lineage: Eukaryota; Metazoa; Chordata; Mammalia; Perissodactyla; Rhinocerotidae
Gene: CGREF1
Product: cell growth regulator with EF-hand domain 1
Molecular function (GO): calcium ion binding
Source: RefSeq, a predicted model, not a curated record